This is a messenger RNA of Morus notabilis, 1740 nucleotides long. Its product is annotated as UDP-glycosyltransferase 87A1. The record is from RefSeq and is a predicted model, not a curated record. Gene Ontology annotation, molecular function: UDP-glycosyltransferase activity. The transcript has 2 exons. The coding region runs from base 90 to 1490 and encodes 466 amino acids. NCBI's taxonomy places the organism in Eukaryota, Viridiplantae, Streptophyta, Magnoliopsida, Rosales, Moraceae.
CAUGGUUCGCCCUUUCGAUACUAAUGCCAGUUCACUUAUACUUGAGCCGCCUCGUUUUGUGAAGAGAGAGAGAGAGCUUUCCGCCGAACAUGACAAACCAGAAAUCACAACCACCGACCACAGUGUGCCACGUGGUGGCGAUGCCUUAUCCAGGCAGAGGCCACGUCAACCCCAUGAUGAACAUCUGCAAGCAGCUAAUUUCACGGAAGCCCGACAUCCUCAUCACCUUCGUCGUCACCGAGGAGUGGCUCGGCUUGAUCGGCUCCGAGCCGAAGCCAGACAACCUCCGAUUCGGCACACUCCCCAACGUCAUACCCUCCGAGCACGGCCGCGCCAACGACUUUCCUGGCUUCGUCAAAGCCGUCAGCACCAAGCUGGAAGCUCCCUUCGAGGAGCUGCUCGAUCGGCUUGAGCCUCUGGUGAGCGCCGUCGUAGCCGACAGCUACUUGGUAUGGAUGACACGUGUCGGAAAUCGGAGGAAUGUUCCGGUGGCUUCGCUUUGGCCUAUGUCUGCUCUUCUGUUUUCGGUAUUUUACCAUUUUGAGCUUCUCGAACAAAACGGCCAUUUCCCAGCCGACCUCUCAGAGCGAGGAGACGAAGUUGUAGAUUACAUCCCUGGAGUCUCUACGAUGCGCGUGGCAGAUUUGCCGACGAUUUUCUGCGGAAGUGGUCGGGAAACCUUAUCAAUAGCCUUGGAAUGUGUUUCUAGGGUGUCCGAAGCCCAAUAUUUUUUGUCAACUUCAGUGUACGAGCUUGAACCCCAAGUCUUUGACGCUUUGAAGGCGAAAUUUGCUUUCCCUAUCUACCCCAUUGGACCUAGCAUACCUCAUUUCCAACUUGAAAGUUCCUCUAGUCACACUAAUAAUGGUCCUGACUAUCUCAAGUGGCUAGAUUCUCAACCCAAAAGGUCCGUCUUGUACAUCUCUCUAGGGAGUUUCCUUUCGGUUUCGAGUGCCCAAUUGGAUGAAAUUGUGGCUGGGGUAAAGAAUAGUGGCGCGAGUUACUUGUGGGUGGCGCGUGGGGAAGCCUCAAGGAUCAAAGACGGCGGUGGAGAUUUUGGAUUUGUGGUGUCUUGGUGUGACCAAUUGAGGGUGUUGUGCCAUCCUUCUAUAGGCGGGUUUUUGACACAUUGUGGAUGGAAUUCCACUUUGGAAGCCAUUUUUGGUGGGGUCCCUAUGCUGACUUUCCCCUUAUUUUGGGACCAAGUUCCAAACAGCAAGAGAGUUGUUGAGGACUGGAAGAUUGGCUUAAGGGUGAAGAAAAAAGCGUUGGGGAGUGAUGAGAGUACUUUUGUGUCAAGAGAUGAAAUCUCCGAGCUUGUGAAGAGAUUUAUGGACCAAGAGAACAAUGAAGGGAAAGCAAUGAGAAAAAGAGUAAAGGAACUUCAAGAGGCCUGUCACCAAGCAAUUGCCAAAGGUGGGUCAUCCGACACUAAUCUUGAUGCUUUCAUAAGGGAUAUUUCACAAGGCCAUCAAGCUAAUUUUAAUUAAGCUUGCCGCUAGGUGAUUUAUUAUAAUGUUCUAAUUGGAUCUUGUUUUUCCUUCAAAAUGUUUUUUUUUUUUUUGGAAGCUGUUUCUCAUCUCGUACGUUUGCUUUGAUUUGGACCGUUCUAUUCUACUUCAUCAAAUAAUUGGCAUGGAAAAAUUGCUCUAUUUUGAGCUCUGCUAGAUGCCGUGUACGUUUUGUAGUUACUUUUGGGUCUUUUUGACACGCUCAUGAUAAGCUGUUGAAAAUUGAGUC